This is a messenger RNA of Colius striatus (speckled mousebird), 2692 nucleotides long. RefSeq names its product interleukin 17 receptor E (gene IL17RE). The record is from RefSeq and is a predicted model, not a curated record. Lineage: Eukaryota; Metazoa; Chordata; Aves; Coliiformes; Coliidae. Gene Ontology annotation, molecular function: interleukin-17 receptor activity.
AUGGAGGGUCUUCGCUGCCCCCCUCUUGCCUUCUCCUGUGUGUUGCUGUAUGGAAAUAAAGCAGCCUGUGUGCUCCCACGCGUGUCUGCGCCGCAGGAAGCGCCGCCCGGCCGCGGGGACGCACGUGCCGGCAGAGGAAUGCGGCGGGGCCGGCCCGGGGCGGGGCGGGCGGCGGCGGCGGGCUCCUCGGCCAUGGGGCCGCCGGUGCUGCUCGCCGCCGCGCUGCUGCUGCUGACCGGGACGGGCGCUGGGGCCGCCGUCACCCGCCUCCGGGUCUCCGCCAACUUCGAGUGCCAGGCCACCGCCGACAGCACGCUGAGCCGCCUCCGCUGCCGCCGCCCGGCCCGGCCCGGGCCCCCGCUGGAGCCGCCCGCCUUGUCGUUGAGUCGGGCCCGCCUCUGCCUGCCCCGGCGGCCGUGCCAGCCCUGCCUGCGGGUGCGCCUGGCCCUCUCCGCCGCAGGGCUCGGCGAUGUCCGUGGUCUGCAGCUCGACUUCCUGGAGCUGGGCUCCAACCGUGCGGGUUGGUUGCAGGUGUGGCGGCGGCACCGGGCAGCGGGCAGCUUGCCGUGGCAGGUGCAGUUCGACUGCUUCCCGGCAGAGAGCGGGCAGCAGGUCCUCGUCUCCCUCCGCACCAUCCCCGAUCGAGGCUUGGCCAUCAACCGCAGCCACCUGGUCACCGACGAGCCAGACGGACCCUUCUUCACCUACACCUGGGUCCCUGAGGCACGGGCCAUCGAGGUGUGGGUGCCCGAGGGCCCUCCCCUGAGGGUGCGGCUGUGCCACCAGCUUGCCCUGGAGUGUGAGGAGCUACCGCGGCCCUUCCACCGGCAGGAGCUGGUGCUGGGGGGGCACCGAGUCUUGCUGCAGUAUGAGUUCCUGGUGCCCUGCCUGUGCAUCGAGGCCUCCUACGCCCACCACGACAGCCCACGCAGCAAGCGCUGCCCCUUCCGUGACCAGCCAGCCGCCUACAGCUCCGAGCUGUGGUCCUCGGUGCGCUUCCAUGACUACAGCGCCAGCAGCAAGGACCAGAUGGCAAUGGUGCUGAGCGCCAGCUGCCUCCUGCGCCCCCGGGCCACCCUGUGCUGGAAGGAGGUGGCAGUCGAGACAGCACCCUGCCAUGAUGUCCCCAACUCCACUGCCAACGAGGAGGAGCAGGUGUACACACUGGACCAGGUGGACGUGCACCCCCAACUCUGCUUCCGAUUCUCCUACAGGAACAUAACCCAUGUGGAGUGUCCCCGCCGGCCAGAGACCGCCUGGAACGUGUCAGUGAGUGUACGGGGGCUGCAACUGCGCCUGCACCUCACCUCCAGCAUUCCUGCGGCCUUCAGCGCAGCCCUGUGCCAGCGCCGGGGCAGGCAGUGCGAGCCUGAAGCCCCCUUCUACACCGUCACGCGGCCAGAUGGCUCUGCCCCGGGGGAGCUGGCGCUGCUGCUGCCGGUGCAGGUCCUCGGCAGCUGUGUGCUGGUUUGGCGCUCAGAUGUGCGCUUUGCUCGGAAGCAGCUGCUCUGUCCUGACGUCUCCCGCAGGUACUUCGGGCUGCUGGGGCUGGUGCUGGUGCUGGGGCUGGUGGUGACUGUGCUCCUCGUCAACUGCCGUGGCAGCUGGAAGCCAGCCGAGGACGCGCUGGGUGGGCGCCCCGUGCUGCUGCUGUACUCACCGGACUCAGAGGAGCACCUGGGGCUGGUGUGUGCCCUGGCUGAGCGGCUGCGCGCUGGGCUGGGCUGUGACGUGCGCCUGGACCUGUGGGAAGCGGGCAGCGUGGGGCGAGUGGGUGCCCUGCCCUGGCUCUACGCACAGCGCGAACGCGUGGGCCGCCAGCACGGCACCGUGCUUCUCCUCUGGAGCCGGGGCAGCACCCGACUCUUCCACCGCUGGCAGGUCGGGGCGGCUGGGGGCACCUCUGGGGACGCCCACGACGUCUUUGGAGCAGCCAUGGCCUGUCUGCACGGGGAGCUGGGGGCGGUGGGCCGUGGUGGGGGCUGGGUGCUCGCUUACUUCAGCCGGCUCUGCAGUCUCCGUGAUGUCCCCAGGCCCCUCCGGCCCCUGCCCACCUACCGCCUGCCCCGGCAGCUGCCAGGGCUGCUGGGCGCCCUGCGGGGCAGCCCCCCAUCCCCCCGCCGCUGCCACCGCAGCAGGGUGAGGGGGCUUCUGCACCGGCUGCUGGAGGGCAACCGCCCGGCCCGGCCCCCUCACGCGGCUACUGGCACCUGAGUGCCUGUGCCCAGGCUGAGCUGGGCAUUGCUGCAGGGCCAGUGGGGCUAGGCGCAGCCCCAUGGUGAGGGCAAGGACGCUGUCAUGGAAGUGUGGGGCUGGGCCGAGUGUGCCAGCUGCCCUGGCCAAGGACGCAUUCCUGUGGGUGCCCCAGGCAGGGGCCAUGGAGGCGCAAGCAGAGCUGGCCCUGGCCAUGGGAUGUGCUGCAGAGGCUGGGGCAGAGGUGCUGUCCCAGCAGGGGCAGCUUUAUUUCCACAGAGAGACUGAGUCCAGAAGAGAGCCCAGACCCUGGGGAAGCCGCUGGGGCUGUCACAGAACAGCACUGGAAGAAGCCAGGCAGUGGGAGAGCUCCAUACCUGGCAUGGGAUGCGUGGGUGGGCGGCAGGUGCUGGGCACAGCUUUGCCCUGCUCCUUGCGCCCAUGCUGCCAGCAGGACCUUGUCUGGGCUGGAAGCAAUAAAGGCACCAAUUGACUCUGC